CGUUUAGUUUCCGAAACGCGUUCAUUCGAGUCGGUUGCAACACAGUCUACAGUAUUUGUAAUAAAUAAACUGUGCACCUUUCACUAAAAUAAAGACUUUCUGCAUCAACUGUCAAUAGCACAAGUUAAGUAAAAAUGCACUUUCAUUCUGAACAAAUUUUUGAGAAUCAAUGAUAUUUCAAGCAUAUUUCUUAACUCUUCUUACGUUUUUGUUGCUUCGCUCACUUAUCUUUGUGACAUCUACAGUCUCCCUGCAAACUGAGUAUUACAAAACUGUGAAGUAAUCAACGUGGACUGCCGCACAGCUUUCCUGUCACCUACAAAUUAUAAAUCAUCGAGCAAUGAGAAAGCGCACGACGAGAACCAGAGAUUUCAAAGACCACAAGGGAUGCCUGCUAUUUCGCGCUACGGACUUUGCGUCCCUAAUGCGUCCCAUCAUGUUUUUCUCGGGGACAUUCGGCUUUUUUCCAUGCAACUAUAAAUCCGAAGAAUACGUGUUCUCGAAGAAAAAAUUCGUCUACUCGAUAAUCAUAAUCUGUCUUCAUUUGGUUCUCCAAGUCCAUAACUUUUUAUUAAUCAAUUUUUUCGACACGAGCAGCCCCUUAACGCAAUCAAUGCCGGAGAACUUCUUCGUUCUCUUGGACGGAUCUUUACCUCUGCUGCUGUUCGUGGCACCGUUCUCAAUGACAGCCAUGUUCCAACAAUUGUCGAAGCUCUCGCGCACAUUGUCGCGCCCGGAUUUCAGUGACAUGGCGAAAGUAAUUCACGCGGUUUACAUCGUGAACGUUGUUUAUUACAUAAUAUCUAUACUAACAAAUUAUUGGGUUGUUGUAAGUAUACCUGUGGGGCGACGUUUGAUUAACAUGUACCUGGCGACGUCAUCGACCAUGACGAUAUUGUGUUACGUGAGCUGCGUGCGUCUUUUGGGCGCGUGCUUCAAGAAACUUAACGAAAAUCUGAAGCAACUGAAUGGACCUUCGCAGGAUCUUCAUAUAGAAUUGGCAGAGAAGCAGUUGUCACGAAGACAAAGUACCAUGUUGUUGACGAAGGUGAAAUAUUACGAGGAUGUGCACGAGAAAAUCUGCGACGCUGUCGUACACCUGAACGCGUUGUUCCGCACGAUGAACAUCAUUUUCACGACAUCCACUUUCAUUUUGGUCUCUUUUAAUCUGUACAAUAUUUUUGCGACUUGGUUUUUCAGCGUUCGUAUAAUAUCGGUGGAUGAGAACCUUCUCCUGGUUAUUGGAUUGUCAUAUACGGUACUAAAAUUUGGAAUGUUCUGUGUAACGAUUUGGUUCUGCGAUUCUGCCGCAAACCAUGCUGCGGAGAUUGCUACCACGAUUCACGAUUGUGUCAGCCACUGUACGGAUGAUACUGUCAAGAGCGAGUUGAAGUACUUCGGCCUGCAAGUGAUGCACAGAGACAUUACGUUCACGACGAAAGCGUUUGAUAUUAAUGGGAAGCUUCUGUCGCAGACACUCAGUGGAAUUCUCAUGUACAUGAUGAUACUCUAUCAAUUUUUAACAAGUUCCAAUUGCACCAACUAA
Megalopta genalis is the source of this 1546-nucleotide messenger RNA. RefSeq lists its product as uncharacterized. Gene Ontology annotation, cellular component: dendrite; membrane; axon. Lineage: Eukaryota; Metazoa; Arthropoda; Insecta; Hymenoptera; Halictidae. Gene Ontology annotation, biological process: sensory perception of taste; chemosensory behavior; male courtship behavior. The record is from RefSeq and is a predicted model, not a curated record.